GCGGCGGCGGCGCCCCCCCCUCCCGGCCCCCCGUCCGGCCGCCCCGGACUCGGCUCCCGCGGGGGACACCAUGUACUGGCUGGCGGCGCAGGGAGGCCGGCGCCCGGCGGGGAUGUUGGGUUAACGGCAUGGAGAACAGUCACCCCCCCCACCACCACCACCAGCAGCCCCCGCCGCAGCCCGGCCCUUCGGGCGAGAGGAGGAACCACCAUUGGAGAAGUUACAAGUUGAUGAUUGACCCGGCUCUGAAAAAGGGGCAUCAUAAACUGUACCGCUACGAUGGGCAGCAUUUCAGCCUGGCGAUGUCCAGCAACCGCCCGGUGGAAAUUGUCGAAGAUCCCCGGGUUGUCGGGAUCUGGACCAAAAACAAGGAGCUGGAGCUGUCGGUGCCCAAAUUCAAGAUCGAUGAGUUCUACGUGGGCCCGGUGCCUCCGAAGCAGGUGACAUUUGCCAAGCUGAAUGAUAACAUCCGUGAAAACUUCCUGAGGGACAUGUGUAAGAAGUAUGGGGAGGUGGAGGAGGUGGAGAUUUUGUACAACCCCAAGACCAAGAAGCACCUGGGCAUCGCCAAGGUGGUCUUUGCCACGGUCAGGGGAGCCAAGGAGGCGGUCCAACACUUGCACAGCACUUCGGUCAUGGGUAACAUCAUCCACGUGGAGCUGGACACCAAAGGGGAAACCCGCAUGCGGUUCUACGAACUGUUGGUCACCGGCCGAUACACCCCCCAGACCCUCCCAGUGGGUGAGCUGGAUGCUGUCUCUCCAAUUGUGAAUGAAACCCUACAGCUGUCAGAUGCCCUGAAGCGCCUCAAGGAUGGUGGCCUGUCUGCAGGCUGUGGCUCUGGCUCCUCCUCUGUCACCCCCAAUAGCGGUGGGACACCCUUCUCCCAGGACACAGCUUAUUCCAGCUGCCGCCUGGACACACCCAACUCCUAUGGACAGGGCACCCCACUCACGCCGCGCCUGGGCACCCCCUUCUCGCAGGACUCCAGCUACUCCAGCCGCCAGCCCACACCCUCCUACCUCUUCAGCCAGGACCCUGCAGCAACCUUCAAGGCCCGGCGCCACGAGAGCAAGUUCACAGAUGCCUACAACCGCCGUCAUGAGCAUCAUUAUGUCCACAAUUCUGUGGUCACUUCAGUGGCCGGGGCAGCAGCCACCUUCCGGGGCUCCUCGGACCUCCCAUUUGGGGCAGUCGGCAGCAGUGGGGCCAGCAGUGGUCCUCCCUUCAAAGCUCAACCACAGGAUUCGGCCACAUUUGCCCACACUCCACCGCCUGCCCAAGCAACCCCUGCCCCUGGAUUCAAGUCAGCUUUCUCUCCAUAUCAGACCCCAGCACCCCCUUUCCCCCCACCACCCGAGGAGCCCACUGCCACAGCUGCCUUUGGGGCCCGUGACAGUGGGGAGUUCCGGAGGGCACCUGCACCCCCACCCCUGCCACCCGCUGAGCCUCUGGCCAAGGAAAAGCCCGGCACACCCCCCGGCCCACCCCCCCCUGACACCAACAGCAUGGAGUUGGGAGGCCGGCCAACCUUCGGCUGGAGUCCUGAGCCCUGCGACAGCCCAGGUACACCCACGCUGGAGUCGUCACCUGCAGGGCCAGAAAAGCCCCACGACAGCCUGGACUCUCGCAUUGAGAUGCUGCUGAAAGAGCAGCGCACCAAGUUGCCCUUCUUGCGGGAGCAGGACUCAGACACUGAGCUGCAGAUGGAGGGCAGCCCUAUCUCCUCCUCCUCCUCCCAGCUCUCCCCAUUGGCCCCCUUCAGCACUAACUCCCAGCUGGGCUUCCGUGGCCCCACACCACCCUCCUCGCGCCCCUCCAGCACUGGCCUAGAGGACAUCAGCCCUACGCCACUACCUGACUCUGACGAGGACGAUGAGCUUGACCUGGACCUGGGGCCACGGCCCCCACCUGAGCCAGGUCCCUCAGACCCCACUGGUCUUCUGGGCCAGACAGCUGAGGUGGCCUUGGACCUGGCCAGAGACAGGACCCCGACCUCAGAGAAGAUGGAUGAGGGCCAGCAGUCCUCAGGCGAGGAUAUGGAGAUCUCAGACGAUGAGAUGCCCUCGGCCCCCAUCACCAGCGCUGACUGCCCCAAGCCCAUGGUGGUGACUCCAGGGGCAGCGGCUGUGGCAGCCCCCUCUGUGCUGGCCCCAACUCUGCCGCUGCCCCCACCACCCGGCUUUCCACCACUCCCCCCGCCACCCCCCCCACCCCCCCCACAGCCUGGCUUCCCCAUGCCCCCACCUCUGCCCCCACCCCCACCCCCACCACCUCCAGCCCACCCUGCCGUGACAGUGCCCCCACCACCUCUGCCGGCGCCACCCGGUGUCCCACCCCCACCCAUCUUGCCGCCAUUGCCACCCUUCCCGCCGGGGCUGUUUCCUGUGAUGCAGGUGGACAUGAGCCACGUGCUGGGCGGCCAGUGGGGCAGCAUGCCCAUGUCCUUCCAGAUGCAAACGCAGAUGCUGAGCCGUCUGAUGACGGGACAGGGCGCUUGCCCCUACCCACCCUUCAUGGCUGCCGCAGCUGCCGCCGCUUCGGCCGGGCUGCAGUUUGUCAACCUGCCACCCUACCGGAGUCCCUUCUCCCUGAGCAAUACUGGCCCAAGCCGUGGGCAGCACUGGCCUCCCCUGCCCAAGUUUGACCCAUCGGUGCCACCACCAGGCUAUGUACCACGUCAAGAGGACCCACACAAGGCCACAGUGGACGGCGUCCUGCUGGUGGUGCUCAAAGAGCUUAAGGCCAUCAUGAAGCGUGACCUGAACCGCAAGAUGGUGGAGGUGGUGGCCUUUCGGGCCUUCGACGAGUGGUGGGACAAGAAGGAGCGGAUGGCCAAGGCCUCGCUGACCCCUGUGAAGUCGGGCGAGCACAAGGAUGAGGACAGGCCGAAGCCAAAGGACCGCAUCGCCUCAUGCCUGCUGGAGUCGUGGGGAAAGGGCGAGGGCCUGGGCUACGAGGGUCUGGGCCUGGGCAUUGGGCUGCGUGGGGCCAUUCGCCUGCCUUCCUUCAAGGUCAAGAGGAAAGAGCCACCAGAUGCUGCCUCCUCUGGUGACCAGAAGCGGCUGCGGCCCUCAACCUCUGUGGAUGAGGAAGAUGAAGAGUCUGAGCGGGAGCGGGACCGGGACAUGGCGGAUGCCCCCAGCGAGCUUGCCAAACGGGACCCCAAGGGUGUGGGUAUGCGGCGACGGCCUGCGCGGCCACUGGAGCUGGACAGUGGUGGGGAGGAGGACGAGAAGGAGUCUUUGUCUGUGUCCUCGUCCUCAUCAGCGUCCUCGUCCUCGGGGUCCUCAACCACCUCACCCUCAUCCUCGGCAUCCGACAAGGAGGAGGAGCAGAAUAGCACUGAGGAGGAAGAGGAGGAGGAGGAGGAGGAAGAGGUGGACGAGGAAGAGGAGGAGGGGGGCCCCAGGAGCCAGGUCUCCUCGUCCUCGACCUCAUCCACAUCAGACAAGGAUGACGAUGACGAAGACAGUGAUGGGUCUGAGGAUGAUGGCGGAGAUGCAGUCCUGUCAGAGGAGAGCGAGGAGGAGGAAGGGGGCUCGGGUGGAGAGGAGACACUGAGCAUUGCAACCUCCAAGGCUGAAGCCGAGUCAUCCAGUGAGAGUUCCGAGUCUUCUGAGUUUGAGUCAAGCUCUGAGUUGGAGUCUGAGUCCUCGGAGGAGGAAGAGGCAGUGGCUGCAGGGGAGCAGGAGGAGGACGAGGCCGCAGAGCAGGAGGCAGCGGCGGUGGCAGAUGAGAGCAUGGCUCCUGCAGGCCCUGAGGACUUGGAGGAGGAUGGGGAGGAAGCCUCCCAGGCCCUGGGGGCACCUGUGAUGGAGUCCUUGGGCACGGAAGAGGAGGUGGACAUUGAGACUGAGGACAAAGCCCCUGAGGAGCGGAUCUCCGUGCAGGAGGAGCCUCCCUUGCCUGUGGGUGUGGAGGAGGUGGUGGGCUGCAAGGAGCCCCCCAAGAAGCCUGGCCUGAACCAGGAAGGGGCCACGUCUGUGUCCCCAGAGCCCCCUGCGGGAGAGAUGGAGGCCCGGCCCCCAUCAUCCCCUGAGCAUGCUCCAGAAGACGACCUGGAAGUGGAGCCCGAACCUCCUACAAUGCUGUCCUUACCCCUGCAGCCACCAUUGCCACCACCCCGGCCACCCCGACCACCUAGCCCACCACCAGAGCCUGAGACCUCCGAACCCCCACACCCGCCCAUCCCUCUGGAGCCUCCACCCGAGGACCAGCCCCCGCGUACUCCAGGUCUCUGUGGCAGCCUGGCCAAGUCGCAGAGCACAGAAACAGUACCGGCCACACCCAGUGGGGAGCCCCCACUGUCAGGGGGCAGCAGCGGCCUGUCAAUGAGCUCCCCACAGGUGCCCGGCAGCCCCUUCUCCUACCCAUCCCAGUCCCCUGGCUUGAGCAGCGGAGGCCUACCACGGACACCUGGCCGGGACUUUAGCUUCACACCCACCUUUCCUGAGCCUGGUGGUCCCCUGCUCCUGCCUGUCUGCCCCCUCCCAGCUGGCCGGCGAGAUGAGCGCUCUGGCCCCCUGGCCUCCCCAGUGCUCCUGGAGACAGGCCUGCCCCUCCCUCUGCCCCUACCCCUACCCCUGCCCCUGGCAUUGCCUGUGCCCGUCCUGCGGGCCCCGGCUAGGGCCCCCGCCCAGCUACCACCCCUGCUGCCUGCACCCCUGGCCCCCUGCCCACCCCCCAUCAAGAGGAAGCCGGGCCGGCCCCGGCGAUCCCCGCCAUCCAUGCUCUCCUUGGAUGGGCCCUUGGUCCGGCCGCCAGUGGGGGCCACACUUGGAAGGGACCUCCUGCUCCUGCCAGGCCAGCCACAGACCCCAAUCUUCCCCAGCACCCAUGACCCACGGGCCGUGACCUUGGACUUCCGGAACGCAGGGAUCCCGGCCCCCCCACCGCCCCUUCCUCCCCAGCCACCUCCACCCCCUCCUCCACCACCUCUUGAGCCAACCAAGCUGCCCUUUAAGGAGCUAGACAACCAGUGGCCCUCCGAGGCCAUCCCUCCAGGCCCCCGUGGGCGUGACGAUGUUACCGAGGAGUACAUGGAGCUGGCCAAGGCACGUGGGCCAUGGCGCCGGCCACUGAAGAAGCGCCAUGAGGAUCUGGUGGCCACCUCAGUCUCGCCUGAGCUCUCCCCACCCCAGCCCCUCUUCCGGCCCCGCUCAGAGUUUGAGGAGAUGACCAUCCUGUAUGACAUCUGGAACGGUGGCAUCGAUGAGGAGGACAUCCGCUUCCUGUGCGUCACCUAUGAGCGACUGCUGCAGCAGGACAAUGGCAUGGACUGGCUCAACGACACACUCUGGGUGUACCAUCCCUCCACCAGCCUCUCUUCAGCUAAGAAAAAGAAACGGGAUGAUGGUAUCCGUGAACAUGUGACGGGCUGUGCCCGCAGUGAGGGCUUCUACACCAUUGACAAGAAGGACAAGCUCAGAUACCUCAACAGCAGCCGUGCCAGCACUGACGAGCCCCCCACAGACACCCAGGGCAUGAGCAUCCCGGCACAGCCCCACGCCUCCACGCGGGCGGGCUCAGAGCGGCGUUCAGAGCAGCGCCGCCUGCUGUCCUCCUUCACCGGCAGCUGUGACAGCGAUCUGCUCAAGUUCAACCAGCUCAAGUUCCGGAAGAAAAAGCUCAAAUUCUGCAAGAGCCACAUUCACGACUGGGGCCUGUUCGCCAUGGAGCCCAUCGCAGCUGACGAGAUGGUCAUUGAGUACGUGGGUCAGAACAUCCGCCAGGUGAUCGCGGACAUGAGGGAGAAACGAUAUGAGGAUGAGGGUAUCGGUAGCAGCUACAUGUUCCGGGUGGACCAUGACACCAUCAUCGACGCCACCAAGUGUGGCAACUUCGCGCGCUUCAUUAACCACAGCUGCAACCCCAAUUGCUAUGCCAAGGUGAUCACAGUGGAGUCGCAGAAGAAGAUUGUCAUCUACUCGAAGCAGCACAUCAACGUCAACGAGGAGAUCACCUAUGACUACAAGUUUCCCAUUGAGGACGUCAAGAUCCCCUGUCUCUGCGGCUCUGAGAACUGCCGGGGGACCCUCAACUAGGCCCCUGUGCCUGGUGCCAAACACGAAGGAUGUCAGCUGCCACCCUGGGCUCCUGAGCGUGGACCCCAUAGUCCCAGGGCCUGGUCCCACCUCCCACCCCCAUUUCAGGUGCUGUCCCUCCACCUAGCGGCCAUGUCAGAGCCUGAUGUCCCCAACACUACCCUCCAGGACCCACCCAUGGCUCCAGCCCCUCAGCGGGAAAGGGCUUCUCUGUCUUUCAGCCCAUGUCCCUUUUGUUUUUAAAAAAUGCUCUUUUCAGAAUUUUUAUUUAACUCCAACAAAAACUUCUCUCUGUCUUUGUGUGUUUCUAACUCUCUCCAUCUCGCUCUGUCUCUUUUUCUCUUUUCUCUUUUCUCUUUUCUCUUUACCAUCUUUCUCAGCCUCUUCCC
Cynocephalus volans (Philippine flying lemur) is the source of this 6436-nucleotide messenger RNA. It is a transcript of the gene SETD1B, whose product is annotated as SET domain containing 1B, histone lysine methyltransferase. The record is from RefSeq and is a predicted model, not a curated record. Gene Ontology annotation, cellular component: Set1C/COMPASS complex. Gene Ontology annotation, molecular function: protein binding; RNA binding; histone H3K4 methyltransferase activity. The transcript is spliced from 17 exons. Lineage: Eukaryota; Metazoa; Chordata; Mammalia; Dermoptera; Cynocephalidae. Bases 129 to 6047 code for a protein of 1972 amino acids.